Molecule: messenger RNA, 2518 nt
Organism: Lolium rigidum
Lineage: Eukaryota; Viridiplantae; Streptophyta; Magnoliopsida; Poales; Poaceae
Product: toMV resistance protein Tm-2(2)-like
Exons: 2
Coding region: 227-2518 (763 amino acids)
Biological process (GO): defense response to other organism
Molecular function (GO): ADP binding
Source: RefSeq, a predicted model, not a curated record
AAGUGUCCACUCCAUAUAUACACCACGAACAAAUCGAAUAAUCAGUUAUUGUCCUCUAAAGACUGACAUACCAAUAAUUAGUUUCAACUUUUGAUCUCUCUUCAUGCUUAGUCAUAUUUGUUACCCAUCUUGUUUAGUCUUAUUCAUUACUCAUAUAUGCUUUUCCCUUUCUUAAUACCAGCUUGCCCUACAAAGUCUUGGACACCCCCAAAGGUGGAUAGUACCGAUGGUUUACUUUGUUGGCUUCUUUGCCCGCAUGAUCGCUCGACGCAGGUUGUCUGGUGAAAUCAGAAGUGUGGAGAUCAUACUCAACAAAAUCUCAAACAACCGAAAGUACUGCAGGCUUGAGCAUAAACCAUCCAUGGCAAUAACAUUUUCCGCCAUGGCCAUUGCAGCAUGGCGGGAUGACCUGGAGAACGCUGUGGGCUUUGGCAAGGACAUCACGAUUCUCAAGGGGAUGCUGGCCCCUCAAAAUGAGGGUGGUUGCCACCCAAUGUUCAUCUCCAUAGUUGGGGAGAGUGGUGCCGGAAAGAACACACUCAUCAAAAUUAUCUGUCAUCAGAUAGGCACAGAGAUGGACAUUUUAAUCAGGUACGACAUGCAGCCAGGUUGCAGUGGGGAAGAGUUCCUUACAACUGUGUACCGAAUGGCAUUGCGGCAGUUGGCCGAUCGCUCUCAAGAUCAGCUGGUGGUGGAAGAACAAGGUACUGACACCGGUGACAAGCUCCGUCACCUUCUGGCUGGAAAGAGGUACCUGUUGAUUCUGAGCGGCAUAUCCUCCAAAACCAUGCUGAAUGGUGUUAGGGCGAGCCUGCCAGACCCAGACGUAAAUAAUGAUGAUGGCAGUCGUGUGAUGCUCAUAUUGGACACUGAAAAUGAAGAGGUUGCUUGGCAUGCUAAUACCCUGAACAAACCUGGCGUCGACGGAGUACACCUGCUGACCCCGUUGGGUCAAGCAAGAAGUGGGCAGCUAUUCUAUUGGAAAGCGCUGAGGAAAGGACAAUAUGAGUUAUGGUUGUCAGCCUCCAAAAAGCGAACAAAUUGGAAGCGGGAGGAUGACCUGAAUGAGGAGGAAGAGGAGGACAGGAAUGAGAGCUAUCGUGAUUACGAUUUACAGGGACUCGUGUAUGGUGCAACGGGAGGACAUCCCAUGGCCAUAGUGCUUCUUGCCGGCCUUCUCCGAUUCAAGCAGAGGCAUGUGCAGUGGAAUGCAAUAAUGCAGCAGCUCAAUCAUGACAACUUUCAUACGCAGUCGCUGCCGGCCCAGCUGGGCAACAACACAAGAAGGUCCUUAGAGACCAUAUUUUGGAUGAGCUUCGAGGAUCUCCGGGACGACCUCAAGUCCUGCUUCCUCUACCUCGCUGCCUACCCCAAGGAUACAUGCCACGCUGCCGAUGAGAUCAUUCAGAUGUGGAUAGCGGAAGGCUUCAUCGUCAACAUGCAGUCGCAGCAUUGCAAGACUCUGGAGGAGGUGGGGCACGACUACCUCAAGGAAUUGGUCUUGAGAUGCCUUGUUGAGCUGGAGGAAGCAAAACCCGGUGGUGGAAUCCAGCUUGUGAGUGUUCACAGAAGCCUCCACGGGUUCCUGCGGAAGGAGGUUACCGAGUCUGGCUUCAUGGAGAUAAUCCAGGACGUCAAACAUGAUGUCCUCGAGGCAUCAUCGGCGCGGCGCAUCUCUGUUCAGAGUGACAGCAGCACAAUGUACACCACCCAGGCCCAGCAGAAAUUCCCUAGGCUGCGCUCCUUCAUAUGCCGAUUGGAUGAGAAGCAACACGGAGAAGCUGAAGCCCAACAACAGUGGGCAAAGAAGAAGCGUGUGCACCAUGAUAUCAAGUUUUUGCGCUGGUCCAAGUUCCUCCGUGUAGUCUCCAUCAAGGGGCUGGCGCUCGAGGAGCUACCAGCUGAGCUCGGUGACAUGAUCCACCUGCGGUAUCUGCACCUCCACUGUCCGGAGCUGUGCUUCCUCCCAUCUAGCAUUGUCAGAUUGCUCAACUUGCAGACCCUGGACAUAACCAACACCCAAGUGGAGGAGAUUGACAAGGAUUUCUGGAAGAUCAAGACGUUGCGGCAUGUGCUCGCAAACAGCCUCGCCCUUCCUGCAAUUUCAAUGUCAGUAGGCGUGGAAGAAGAUGAGGCUAGUGGUGAGCUACAGACGCUCCACGGCGUAAAGCCCGCCGCCUCAGGACCGAAAGAAUGGAGUCCGUUGGACAACGCCAUGACACGAAGCCUACGGUCACUGGAAAUGCAUGGUUUCCAGUAUCUGAAACAUGGAGGGCCUGUGUUUGACGCUGCUCUUCAGAACAUGCAUCUUCCUGGCCACUUCAGUCCGAAAGGUGACAAGAUCCCUUCAUGCGUCUUCACCGAGCCAAGCCUCCGAUAUCUCCACCAAUUUCUUCCUUGCUUUCAUAAAUCAAGGAAAUCAAAAGGUGUUACAAAACAGUGUCGCGAAGGAACCAAGGUUCAUGUGUGCGGGUGUGAUUUGUUGAUUGCCUUCUAUCUUUCAAAUAUUAUUCAGUGA